Messenger RNA from Suillus bovinus, 315 nucleotides. RefSeq lists its product as uncharacterized. The transcript has 2 exons. Lineage: Eukaryota; Fungi; Basidiomycota; Agaricomycetes; Boletales; Suillaceae. The coding region runs from base 1 to 315 and encodes 104 amino acids. The record is from RefSeq and is a predicted model, not a curated record.
AUGGUGCCACGCAUCAACUCCGACACUGAGGAAGCACCUGCACCACGUCCUAAACGGGUUGCUGUGCCAUCAGCAAAGGUGAUUAGUGCGGACAAUGCAGCUGAUCAAGAGCUUCUUUCCCACAGAAUAGCUCAUAUCGCAAACCGCGCUGCUGUUAUCUUGGACCCUACUGACUUAGAUGGGGCCAACAACGACAAAAUCCAGCUGGACGAAAACAGGUUGCACAAAGUCCUGAUGCCGAGGAUGUCGACCUUGCACAGCCUCCUGCUUCUGACGAGGACGACUUGGAAGAAGGAGACCCCCCGGUGUCAGUGA